Cordyceps fumosorosea ARSEF 2679 is the source of this 1239-nucleotide messenger RNA. RefSeq names its product C2H2 conidiation transcription factor. Gene Ontology annotation, biological process: regulation of transcription by RNA polymerase II. Gene Ontology annotation, cellular component: nucleus. Gene Ontology annotation, molecular function: RNA polymerase II cis-regulatory region sequence-specific DNA binding; DNA-binding transcription factor activity, RNA polymerase II-specific. NCBI's taxonomy places the organism in Eukaryota, Fungi, Ascomycota, Sordariomycetes, Hypocreales, Cordycipitaceae. The transcript has 3 exons. The coding region runs from base 1 to 1239 and encodes 412 amino acids. The record is from RefSeq and is a predicted model, not a curated record.
AUGACCAUGGCCUUGGAUCCUUCACAACAGCAGCGGUUUGGUCCCGGACUCAGCUUCGACUACCAGGCGCACGCCCAACCGCCAUCCUUCUCCAACCCGUGGUCGUCGUCGACGUCUGCGUCGUCCCAGUCCAUUCCGGCUGCUGCCGCUGCUGCCGGCCCCGGCAGCGCGCUCUUCAACGUCCACGGAGGACAGCCCAGCAUGCCACCGACCAUGAUGCCAGGCGGCAAGCCGCUUCCCGGCCGCGCCAGCACCGGCAGUGCCUCGUCCAUUGCCUCGUACGGCUCAAUGCCGCUCGGCUCGUCCGCCAGCAGCCACCACCACCACCACCACCACCACCACAACCCGUCGUCGGCCGGCCUCAGCAUGCAGCACGACCUCCUGAACCCCAGCCCGGACCUGCUCAGCAUGAACCGCAUGCAGCAGACCUCGGCCGCCGGUUUCGAGCCCGCCUAUGCCACCUCGGCCUCGCCCGUCAACGGUCACUUUGCGCCGCCGGCCUCGGGCCCGUACGAGGCUAUGGGCUACACAUCCGCUCCCGCCCGCCCGCCGCCCUUCCCCAUGAGCCAUGACGAUCCUCGCAGAUUCUCACAAGCGUCAGUACAACCCGUACUCAUCACGGCCGAUGAUGACCUAACCUACCCGAGUCGCGAAUGUGCCAUCCCUCCUCCUCAUCCUACCGAGGACCGCCGCGCCUUCGCCGACGCCCUCGACGCCAGCCACGGCAUGCUGGCCAUGAGCCAAGACACGCCACGAAACAUCUACGGCGGCCGCAGCGACCGCUCGUCAAUCGACUCGUACGGGUUCCCGUCGACUCACUCGACGAGCUCGUCCAUCUCCUCUACCGGUAACAUUAGCUCCUACUAUGGCGACUCGGUGUCCGAUUACUCAACUGCUGGAUCAGACAUUGAAUCGAGGACGCUGCCCCGGCCGCAGGGUCUCCUGGGCGCCGCCGCGCCACUGCCUCCCGCGCCGCAGUCGAUGAUGGGCCAGUUCAGCUCAAAGGUCGCGUCAGGCACGCAGAAGAAGCACAAGUGCAAGGUCUGCGACAAGCGCUUCACCCGCCCGAGCUCGCUGCAGACGCACAUGUACAGCCACACUGGAGAGAAGCCUUUUGCCUGCGACGUCGAGGGGUGUGGCCGCCACUUCUCCGUCGUUUCCAACCUCCGCCGCCACCGCAAGGUUCAUCGUGGUGAUGCCCGCUCAGAAGCAGGCUCCGAAGAUCACCACUCGGACUGA